UCCCCAUUAUUUUCCAUGAAAAAAUUCCGGGAACAUAACUCAGAAGCAUCUCCGUUCACUAAACAUGACAACGAUCGGAUUCCGCCUUAUCUCUGUUCCAUCCGCCGCCGCAACCGCCGUCUCACCGCUCAAUCCGGUUUCUCAGAACAAUGAUGAAUUCCGAGAAAGCCAACUGCAGUGGCAUCGACUUCCGAUUAAUCGUAGAGGCUUCACUAUGCUCUCGUUUCUCUCCGCGAUGCCGUCUCUGUUUCUACCUGCUCCCGCCACUGCUUUCGAUAUCGGCAUUUCAGGACCGAAGGAUUGGUUAAAGGAGCAAAAGAAGAAGGCCUCCAAGUUUCUCUUGGCACCAAUUGAUGCCUCCAGAGGCAGCCUUCGCGCUGUUUACCUUUUGCUUACCAGUGAUUCCGAUUACUCAAGCAAGGAUCUGGAGGAAGUUCAAAGACUGCUUAAAUCUGCUGCAAGGGAUUGCGUUCUGAAGGAUAGGAACUCGUUUGUCCAAUUUCAAGCGAGCACAGGAGUCGAGGUCUGUACAUUUCAACUGGUUGUGAAAAAUGCAUCCUCCUUGCUUGGAAAUAAAGAUCCUAUAAAACUAGAAGCUGAAAGUCGGCUAAAAGAUCUAGUGAGCUCUUUCACUUCACUCAAUAGUCUCGCAUAUGAAACUGAUAUUCAAGUCGAUUCCAACAGACAAAAAGUACUGGAUGCACUAAAUGAUACCAUAGCUUCCCUUGACAAAUUUGAGAAGGGUAUUAAGGAUUGUCUUGAAAUUUAAGUCCCAUGAUUUGUUUUGUAAUUAGAAUGUUCUGGUGUUCAGUCCAGACAAGCAGCAAUUAAAUGAAACCAAAAGCAAAGCUUUCAGGCUCAAUUCCUAGCAGCUAUAUUGAUAAAUCUGGUUCGUAAAUGUAUGUAGACUCACUCUAUCAUAUAUAUGCAUAUGUGUGUUGUGCAGGUUUUAUUUA
This is a messenger RNA of Momordica charantia (bitter melon), 956 nucleotides long. Its product is annotated as plasma membrane fusion protein. Gene Ontology annotation, cellular component: chloroplast. The record is from RefSeq and is a predicted model, not a curated record. NCBI's taxonomy places the organism in Eukaryota, Viridiplantae, Streptophyta, Magnoliopsida, Cucurbitales, Cucurbitaceae.